UAUUUUCUGCUCUCUAAUUCUAAAGCUCAUGUCAGCCCUCCACAAAAGCCCGUAGCUUAUCUUCUCUCUUCCGCUAGACAUCAACGGGGGACACUAAAUCAGACCAAAUCCCUUCUCGCCAUUAUCAAAUUUCUCUCAAAAACUCUAUACAAGAUUGGGUCUUUCGCUUUAUUUUCAUAAUAUUAUCCAAGAUGCUCUCAACUACCAGCAGAUGCCUUUCUAAUUUUCGGCUUCAUCGGCUAAUGGGUUUUUUUGAUUCCGUUUCUUAUAGUACUUCUACCAAUACACAAGCGAGAGGUAAAAGCAAAUCUUAUUCAUUCGAUAACAUUGAUGAUGCUUUGGCUUCUUUCCAGUUGAUGCUUCAUAGUAAUCCCUCACCAUCUAUUGUCGAAUUUAAUAAAUCAUUAUCUGCACUUGUUCGAAUGAAACGUUAUGAGACUGUAAUUUCUCUUUACAAACAGAUGGAAUUGUUUGGAAUUUCACUCGAUAUUUAUUGCAUAAAUAUUUUGACUAAUUGCUUUUGCCAUCUGGACCGCGUGGAUUUUGGGUUCUCUCUUUUGGGGAAAAUCUUGAAACUUGGUUUUCAGCCUACCAUUAUAACGCUUAAUACCUUGAUUAACGGGCUUUGUAGUGAGGAUAGAUUUGAUGAAGCUGUGGAAUUAUUUGAUGAGAUGGUUGCAAAAGGCUAUCAACCUGAUGUCUAUACCUAUAUUGUCUAUACCUAUAACCCUUUGGUAAGGAUUAGAUUGGUUAACUGUUGUAAGGAUAGAUUGGUUACUGAGGCAUUGGAGCUCUUCUUGAAAAUGAAGAGUGAAGGUAUCUCUCCGAGCAUUGUGACUUACAACUCUUUAAUCAAUGGUCUGUGUACGUCAAGCCGAUUGAAGGAAGCUUUUUUGCUGCUUAACAAAAUGUUGAAAGCCAACAUCAUGCCAGAUCUAAUUACAUUCACUAUAUUGGUUGAUGGUCUUUGUAAGGAAGGAAGGGCUGCAAAGGCUCAUGGUAUAGUCAAAUGGAUGAUUCAAAGAGGAAUAAAGCCUGAUCUUGUGACUUACAACUCUUUAAUCUAUGGUCUGUGCAAUUCAGGCCGAUGGAAAGAAUCUUUUAUGCAGCUCAAUGAAAUGUCAGAAGCAAAUAUCACUCCAGAUUUAAUUACCUUAAAUAUAUUGGUCGAUGGGCUUUGUAAGGAAGGAAGGGUUGCAAAGGCUUGUGGUAUUGUCAAAUUGAUGAUUCAGAGAGGAAUGAAGCCUGAUGUUGUGACUUAUACCUCUUUAAUCUAUGGUCUGUGCAAUUCAGGCCGAUGGGACGAAUCUUCUAUGCAGCUCAAUGAAAUGUUGGAAGCGAACAUCGCACCAAAUAUAAUUACCUUCAACAUAUUGGUCGAUGGACUUUGUAAGGAAGGAAGGGUUGCAAAGGCUCAUGGUAUAGUCAAAUGGAUGAUUCAGAGAGGAAUGAAGCCUGAUGGUUGUGACUUACAGCUUCUUCCUUCAACAUAUUGGUCGAUGGGGCUUUGUAAAGGAAUUUGUAAGGAAGGAAGGGUUGCAAAGGCUCAUGGUAUAGUCAAAUGCAUGAUUCAAAGAGGAAUAAAGCCUAAUGUUGUGACUUACAACUCUUUGAUAAAUGGAUAUUGUCUACUCAACAAAAUGGAUCAAGCUAGGGAAAUUUUUGGCAUGAUGCUAAGCAAGGGUUGUACACCUGAUGUUGUUACCUACAGUAUCAUGAUUGACUGUUACUGUAGGAGAAAAAGGAUAGAUGAGGCAAUGAGGCUUCUUGAUGAAAUGCCACGCAAAGGAUUGAUUCCUGACCAUGUCACUUAUAAUUCUCUUAUACAUGGCUUGUCUAACACAAAGAGCCCUCAGGCUGCAUAUAAGUUUUUCAAGGACUUGUGUGCUAGUGGCCAUUCUCCAGAUGUGGUAACCUACAAUAUUUUGAUAGAUGGCUUCUGUAAGCAUCAGAGUCUAGAUGUGGCGUUGUCCCUAUUUCAUGAAAUGCAGAAAAACUCAUUGAAGCCUGAUAUUAUUGUCUAUAAUAUCCUAAUUGAUGGUAUGUUCAAAGCUGGAAAAAUUAAAGAUGCGAAGGAACUGGUUUCUAGACUUUCCAUAGAAGGCUUGCGCCCUGACGUUUACACAUACAGUACAAUGAUCAAUGGACUUUGUAAAGAAGGAUUACUAGAUGAAGCAUUCAAGCUGUUCAGGAAAAUGGAAGGGGAUGGUUGCUUCCCAGAUAGUUGCUCUUAUAACGUGAUUAUCCAAGGAUAUCUCCGGCACAACGAUUCAUCCAUGGCAACACAACUUAUUGAUGAAAUGGUUGGCAAGGGUUUUUCUGCAAAUGGUUGGCAAGGGUUUUUCUGCAGAUGCCACCACCACAGAGUUGGUAAUAAAUUUAGUUAUGAACAAGCCUGAUGACCCGCUUGUACAAAAGCUGCUAAACUACUCUAAACGUUCUCAAGAUGUAAACUUGAAGUGAGAUUUCAGAAUAGAACAAUUAUUAUACUGUCGCAAGAGGUUCUGUUUUCUGCAAUUCAAUUUGUAUGUAUUAUUAUCUAUUUGCAUUUGCCCCAUUUGAUAUGCAUAUAAUACAAUUCUACAUCCACUGUGGAAUAUUUACUCUCUGUUUUUUGCUAACCAAA
This is a messenger RNA of Jatropha curcas, 2626 nucleotides long. NCBI's taxonomy places the organism in Eukaryota, Viridiplantae, Streptophyta, Magnoliopsida, Malpighiales, Euphorbiaceae. The record is from RefSeq and is a predicted model, not a curated record.